UGGUGGCAGGAUAUGAAAUCGUCCAGGGCUCACUCAAAGAAUAGUUCUCCCAGUAGGUAUAAUGAGUUCAAGUCGCUCAGAACGCGGCUCAUGGUCGCAAGACGGUUUCUAUUUAUCGAUCCAAAGAAGAAAGCCGUGGCGUUCCUGGCAUUCGUUGCGUUGUUAUCGUUGGUCAGCUCGUUUGUCACUCUUGAUAACUCUCUUUAUAUCGUUCAGAAGCAUAGUGUUUUCAAUCAGUAUGGUGUUAAACUUGGAUGGAUGUGGACUUGCUUCACUGUAGGACCCUUUAUAUGGUUCUCUUCUCGAGCGCAUCACAGAACUGAUAGCUUUGGAGGAAGUGGUAUUCGGUGUGACAUUAUUCGCUACUCACGAACUAUGUGUAAAGAGAAAGGUGGUGUGUGGAUUCCUGGGUUCGACAUUUCUGGACACUGCUUCCUUUUGAUAUACAGCAUGUUGGUGAUGGCAGAAGAGAUCAAGCAGCUCGCAAUCUCUAUUCUGUAUUAUCAUAUAAUGAUUGAUAAAAUUGCUGGUGCUUUGGUAGCCAUAUUCUGGUGGUACACUACUUAUCAUAUUCUUUACCCUAAUGGUUUCUUACAACCCCCUAUACAUCGCACUAAACCAAUUGCAAACAGGCGGCGAUAG
This is a messenger RNA of Haemonchus placei, 642 nucleotides long. The record is from the annotation of a GenBank genome assembly. Lineage: Eukaryota; Metazoa; Nematoda; Chromadorea; Rhabditida; Trichostrongylidae.